Dioscorea cayenensis subsp. rotundata (Guinea yam) is the source of this 1195-nucleotide messenger RNA. RefSeq lists its product as uncharacterized. Lineage: Eukaryota; Viridiplantae; Streptophyta; Magnoliopsida; Dioscoreales; Dioscoreaceae. The record is from RefSeq and is a predicted model, not a curated record. The transcript has 5 exons. The coding region runs from base 98 to 1177 and encodes 359 amino acids.
AGAGUCCUUCUAUUUCUCUUCGUUCUUCUCCAAACCCUAGAAAUCCCUUCUCGUCGUCCUCGAAUUCGCGAGUUUCUCGCUAGGAGUCCCUCUGGUAAUGGCGUCUCGCUACUCUUCCCGCCGCUCUGACCCCUCCCCCUCCUCCUCCAAGGCUCGCCAUGGCUCCUCCGACCUCGCAGUCGUCGCCAAGACCAAUAACUCUGCUCACCUGGGAACCAUGAUCAAGAAGCUUAUUGACAGCAAGAAGUCCAAUUCCAAGCCGGGAUACUCAGAUCGGAUGGCUCUCCCUAUCCCUCUGGAUCCCAUCGCCGGAGAUCUCAAGAAGGCAGGCGGGUCCAAGGGCUCCAACUUCACUGCGCUGCACCGGAAGCUGUUCCAGAAGGGUGGAUCUGCUGAUCGGAAGGCGUUGACUGAAGUUAAGGCGAAUGCGAGGACGCUCGCCAUGGUAUUAAGGAGUGAGAGAGAGCUCAUGGACCGGAACCAAGAGUUUGAGGCUGAGGUUUCAGAGCUUCGAUCGUUGCUAGAAGAGAAGGACCGCGAAGUGGAAAAGUUAAGAGAUUUAUGUCUGAAGCAACGAAAGGAGAUUAAAGUGUUAAAAGAUGCGAUUUUGUUCCCUGAAGAGAUGAACUCACAGCUUCAGAUGAUGCUUGAUGAGCAGGGUUCUGAACUGAAGCAUGCUAAGAAACUCAUCCCUAGUCUUCAGAAGCAAGUUUCUUCACUUACUGGACAGCUACAAUGCCUAGCUGAGGACCUUGCUGAGUUCAAGGCAGAUAAAUAUGCUGUCAGCUCAUGUUUUGAUGGACGGUCCAGCUCUCCAAGAACACCGAUAUUGUUUAAAGAGGCUGCAAAUUCUUUGGAAUACAGUUCUGGAGAACCAUUGAGCACUCAACAUGACCCCAUGGAUGACUUCUUAUUUGAAGAUCUUAAUCCUUGUUUGACACCAAGCAUUUCAAGGACGAAAUCAAAGGUUAGUUUUGAUUCCGCAAAAGAGGACGGUUCAUUUCUGAGCACCACAACACUAAGUCCAGAUACAUCUUUUAAUUCAUCCAGUGGAAUAUUGUCAAAAAGUUCAGAAUAUCGACGGAGGGCAAAAUUGUUCAGCGCCACACACAGGAUUCACAGAUCAGAUGAAACAAAGUUGUCUGCUGUUAAAGCUAAGAACCACAAAAUUUUCUGAGUAAAGUGUUCCUGCAAG